GCGGCGUCUCCUCCCCGCGCAGCCCGCCCGCCGGCGGCUGGCCCUGCUCACGAUGAUGAAGAAGAAGAAGUUCAAGUUCAAGGUGGACUUCGAGCUCGACGAGCUCUCCUCCGUGCCGUUCGUCAACGGGGUGCUCUUCUGCAAGAUGCGGCUGCUGGACGGCGGCAGCUUCACCGCCGAGUCCUCCAGGGAGGUGGUGCAAGCAAACUGCGUUCACUGGAGAAAGAAGUUCUCGUUUAUGUGCAAAAUGAGCGCCAGUGCCACCACGGGCAUCCUGGAUCCUUGUGUCUACAGGGUAUCUGUAAGGAAGGAAUUAAAAGGUGGAAAAGCUUAUGCAAAGCUGGGCUUUGCAGAUCUAAACCUGGCAGAGUUCGCUGGAUCAGGAAAUACCACUCGUCGCUGUUUACUGGAAGGCUAUGAUACCAAAAAUACAAGACAGGAUAAUUCCAUUCUUAAAGUGUUGAUCAGUAUGCAGCUGAUGUCUGGUGACCCAUGUUUUAAAACGCCUCCCUCCACAUCGAUGUCAAUACCAAUUGCUGGUGAAUCUGAGUUUCUGGAAGAAGACAGAAAAGGUGGAGAGACUCUCAAAGUCCAUCUUGGAAUAGCAGAUCUUUCAUCAAAGAGCGCCUCCGUUCCAGAUGAACUUGGCGCCUGGGGACAUUCCAGAACAUCAAGUUAUGCAAGUCAGCAGUCCAAAGUAUCAGGGUACAGCUCAUGUCACUCCCGGUCAUCCAGCUUCUCCGAGUUCUGCCACCGGAGAAAUACCUCCGUGGGAAGUGCAUCCACGGGAAUUGAAAGUAUUCUAGAACCGUGUGAUGAAUCUGAGCAAAAAACCCCAGAACCAAGUCUUGACAUAACUGAUAAAGAAGAUGAAGCUUCGGAAAAACUCAGCAGGGACCCAGCGAGCCAGGACUCCGUCGAGUCUCAGCUGAAGCGAGUUGACGACACCAGAGUGGAUGCAGAUGACAUUGUGGAGAAAAUCUUACAAAGCCAAGACUUCAGCCUAGAUUCCAGCGCAGAAGAAGAAGGACUGCGUUUAUUUGUGGGCCCUGGAGGAAGCACCACCUUUGGCAGUCACCACCUUCCGAACAGGGUGGGAUCCGGAGCUUAUGAACAAGUUGUGAUCAAACGCUAGGAGUCAAGCCAGUGACCAGAAGCUUCUGUGUGGAUAUGCAUUGUGGACAACUGGUGUAUCAAGGUGUUUUAAUCAAGCUUGUUAAAAAAAAAAAAAAAAAAAAAAAAGGAAAAUGAACCUGUUUUUAAAAAGUGAAGUUCAUUUGUCAAGAUGAAAGCAACACUGAUUCCUGCUCUGAAAGUUCCCUUGCGGCCUCUUCCCACUCACUGCGCGGGGACACCUGGGCAGUGAGCCAGGGCCGCCGGCCUGCGACCCCGCCCAGGAUGGAAAGACCUGCUGUGUCUCCCAGGGGGGCAACAGCACGGGACGCCGUCUGAGUGUGAUUCAUUCCAGUGUCAAGUCUGUGGUAGAGGCGCUCAGCAGAUAUGCACUCUGUAUUUUUUAUUUUAGGCUUGAGACAAAGUUCUAUAAGAUCAUUGUAAUUCCUAUUGAGAAAGUCUUCCAUGGCCUACUACCUACAGUAUUGUCCUAAGUCUAUUAUUAACUUCUUCUUAUGCAAAAAUUGACAUGAAGUGUGGGUGCUCACCCCUUGAGAAAAUGUUAUGCUACAGCUUGAACGUGUAAAAUGCUUAAUAAUUCUCAACAUAGCUGCCAUAAAUCGGGUGAUAGGGUGGUGUGCCUGAGCUGGGUGGAUGGGUGUAGCACUGUUCACUGCACAGAACAGAUUGUCCCCUGUCAUUAAAACCAGAUGAGCUGCAGAACCCCCAGUAGCUGUGCACGAGACCCCAGCUUCACACUGAGCACAUCAGGCUACGGUAGGCGCCCCAACAUGAGAGCUGUGUCAUUUGCCCACUGACUGUUAACAUGAUGGCUUCAGGAUUCGGAACAAGGUGAAGUUGCAAGGUGAUCAGAAUAAGAGCAUUCUUUCUUUUUUUUAAGCGAGAGAGCAAGAAUUAGAGAGAAAGACAGAGGGAGAGAGAGAAUUGGCGUGCCAGGGCCUCCAACCCCUGUCAUAGAACACCUCGUGUGUGCUAUGCGACCUUGCGCGUUUGCGUCCCUGUGCGUCUGGCUUACGUGGGACCUGGAGAGUCAAACAGGGGUCUUUAGGCUUCACAGGCAAGCGCCCUAACCGCUCAGCCAUCUCUCCAGCCCGAGAGCAUCCUUUUCUGAGCAGCGCCAGACUUAUGUGAAACUGAAACUUGCCCUGCCAUGGUGUGAGAAGCCGGGACAGCUGCUUGUGUCACUGACGCAGAGGGACUGGUGCUCUUCUAUCUCAGCCCUCUUUGAUCAGAUACCGUUUUCUUUACUGCGUCAGAAUUCAGCUGUUUUGAGACAAGACUGGAAUGUAACUUAUAUCUAAUGUAACUUUUAACCUAGGAUUAUCUGCUCUGGAUUUAUUGUGACGGCACAGCAGAUAAGCCUUAGAGAUUUUCUGGUCUUACAUGACUGUGUCCAGUGGAAAGAUCUGGACUUUCAUUGAAAAAAAAAAAAAUGUAAGAUUCUAUAUAACCAACAAUGCCCCAAUCUAAACUUUCAGAAUCAUGCCCAAGAAGAAGAAUAUGUCAGAAUAGAAUUACUUUGGCCUAGGUAUUUUUAUGUUGACAAGAUUAGGGAUGAAAUCUGUUAUUUUAAUAUACAAAUUCAGAGGUUUGGAAAGACUGGAAUAGUUUAUAUAGUUUAUAUUAGACUUUCUUAAUACCUCAAGGAUUAGGUUGACUAUAUUAAUACAAACUAUUUUUACAGCUAGAUUCUGACUUUUUUUUUUAAGAUGACACCCUGUUUUAGAAUACUUUGAAUGGUAAGAGAAAAAAAAAAUCUUCAAGUCAAUAUUUUGUUUAAAAUAUAUUUUGGAGAAAAAAACAAAACAUUAACCUGAACGUUAGUCUAACCAAGGAAAAUUUACCUAAAUAGGUAAAGAUAUGCUGUCUGUCUUCAGUGAACUGACUCAUUCAUUGUGUGUCAUAGAAAGAAUCCAAAAGCUAUGAAAAUAAUUACUUAGAUGGUUAUUCUGACAUUUUUACAGCAUAUUUUUUUUUCUAUUCUGAAAAUAUUAUUUCAAGCCGGGUGUGGUGGCACAUGCCUUUAAUCCCAGCACUUGGGAGGCAGAGGUAGGAAGAUUGCCAUGAGUUCAAGGCCAUCCUGAA
Molecule: messenger RNA, 3219 nt
Organism: Jaculus jaculus (lesser Egyptian jerboa)
Lineage: Eukaryota; Metazoa; Chordata; Mammalia; Rodentia; Dipodidae
Gene: Eeig2
Product: family with sequence similarity 102 member B
Exons: 11
Coding region: 53-1135 (360 amino acids)
Source: RefSeq, a predicted model, not a curated record